AUGGCCGCCGUCACUGAGACCCUGGAAUUCAACCGGACAUCAUUCAGUCUUGCAGGUCCAUACGGAGACUUUCGUGACGAUCUUCAAUCUCAAGGAUUCGCGGUCAUCAAAAACGCCAUCGAUCCGGAGAAAGCCAAAUAUUACCAGCAGAAGGCGCUGGACUGGCUCAAGUCAUUUGGCACCCCACUCGACUUCGACGACCCUUCAACCUGGAAAGCCGAAAACCUGCCUGUACAGAGCAAAAUCAAUACCUUUAAUGGGUAUUCGGUUGUGCACGAGAGAUUCAUGUGGGAAGCUCGCAUGGAACCGAAGAUCCUGGACGCGUUCGCCAAGAUUUGGGGCACCGACGAACUACUGGUCUCCUUCGAUGCAUUGAAUGUCACCCUGCCAAACCGGCAGGAUAAGCCGGCGCAGAAGCGGUGGCCUCACGUAGACCAGUCGCCUCUGCGCCGUGGUCUCCAUUGCGUGCAGGGAAUCAUCAACCUCAGUCACGCCGGCCCCGAAGACGGAUCACUCAUUGUUCUGCCGAGAUCGAACACCGUGAAUGAGGAGUUCUUUGAUACGCAGACCGAUCCAUCGACCUGGGAGAAGAAAGACAUCCGCUUCUUUAGCGAGGAGGAAAUGAAAUGGCUCGAAGACCGGGAUAUGAAACCCGUGAAAGUAUUAGCCGAGCCGGGAGAUUUAAUCCUGUGGGACUCACGAACCGCUCACUGGGGUGGUGAGCCUACGGUGAAGAGCAAUACGAUCCGGACUGUGAUCUACGCAUCCUAUUCCCCUGCGAGUCUGGCCUCGACAGAGUCCAUUGAGCGGAAGAAGGAGGCAUUUGAAACAUUCCGAGCCACAACCCACUGGGCACACGACAAUAUCGCCAUUCGCAACAAGGUAGUGUAUCUUCCUGAUGGCACUGUGGACCCGCGUAAUCGAUCCAAGCCUCUGGAGAAACCGGAACACACUGAUCGUCUGCUCCGACUCGCCGGAGUCAAGCCAUACUGA
Messenger RNA from Penicillium cinerascens, 993 nucleotides. RefSeq names its product phytanoyl-CoA dioxygenase family protein. The transcript is spliced from 2 exons. Lineage: Eukaryota; Fungi; Ascomycota; Eurotiomycetes; Eurotiales; Aspergillaceae. The record is from RefSeq and is a predicted model, not a curated record. The coding region runs from base 1 to 993 and encodes 330 amino acids.